GCAGCGCUUGAUGGUUGUUUCGUCUUUAGUCGGUUAUUUCGCGAUAAUCGGAGUUCAUCCCAGCAGUGUAGUCGGUCAGAACAGAAAAGUUCAGUGAAACUGAUAACCGCAGAAGAGAGACAACGGUGAUAAGGACCAUUAUGGUUCCAGCGAGGUUCUCUAUCGCAGUGCUGGUGCUAGUGAUUGCUGUGGUGCACCCAAGUUUGACCUGUAGUAAAGUUCCGGUUUUUAACGGACGUCCGGUGACGAAGGAGAAACGACCGGGCGACAAUGGAUACCGGUUGGCAGUUCGGAACGAACCCAGUGGCUAUGAACCAGGAAAAAUCUAUAACUUGUUUCUCGUCGGUUCCCGCACGCACGUGAAGUUGCAACAGUUCACCCAUUUCAUGCUGACCGCCCAGGCCAGCGGUGGCACUGCGAAGAAUGCUCGAACCUUCAUUGCCGGUCCUAAGCGAGUCGGACGCUUUCAGCUGUUCAGCGAUUCGCUGACAAAGUUCUACGAUCAUUGUGUGAAUACCGUGACACAGGCGGACGAUUUUCCCAAGACCGAGAUCCAGGUGAUGUGGGUUGCACCGGCUAGCGGUUCCGGGUGCGUUAGCUUGUCGGCCAUGGUUUUCGAAGGGGAGGAUUCUUGGUAUUCAGAUGACGGUGCACUAACCAAGGUCCUGUGUGAAAUAAAACCCGAUCCGUCCUCGGUGAAGGGGGAAUGUUGCGCUUGCGAUGAGGCUAAGUACAAUUUCAUAUUCGAGGGCAUCUGGUCAAACGAAACACACCCCAAAGAUUUCCCAUUUGCGGUUUGGCUCACUCAUUUCUCUGAUGUCAUUGGUGCAUCCCACGAUACCAACUUUUCAUUUUGGGGUGAAAAUCACAUCGCAACCGAUGGAUUUCGCUCACUUGCCGAAUGGGGCUCGGUUCGUCAACUCGAGCAGGAGCUGCGCGGUAAAGGUUCUCGGCUCAGAACGCUUAUAAAGGCUGGUGGUUUGUGGUAUCCGAGGGUAAACUCAAACACGACCUCAAACUUCCGCGUUGAUCGAAAACAUCACAAAGUUUCGUUGGCCUCAAUGUUUGGUCCAUCCCCAGAUUGGGUGGUCGGUGUAAGCGGACUUGAUCUUUGCAGCGAAGAUUGCACUUGGGUGGAGUCGUUGGACGUUGAUUUGUUUCCGUGGGAUGCAGGAACUGACAACGGUAUCAGCUAUAUGUCGGCAAACUCCGAGACCCAACCGCGAGAAAGAAUGCAUCGUAUAACGACACUGUAUCCGGAAGAUCCGCGGGCUCCUUUUUAUAAUUCAAGAGCUAAAGAAAUGAUUCCGCUGGCGAAGGUUUACUUCCGGCGGGAGAAGGUGAUCCAUCGAAAUUGUGAUGAUGAGUUUCUUCAGGCACAGGUACUGGAAUUAGCCGAGAACACAGAAGAGGUCACCAGGCCGGAAUGCGAAACUACAAAUUAUAGCGAUUGGACACCAUGCUCGGUAAGCUGCGGUAAAGGAAUUCGCAUGAGAACAAGAGAGUACUUGCAGCCAGAGAAGGCAGCAAGGUUCCAGUGCAAUAGACAGUUGAUAUCGAAGGAAAUGUGUGUAGCAGAUAUUGCCGAGUGUUCAGAUGACACACAAGAUCUCGAGGAUAGUUCAGAAGAUAUUGGAAAAACGGCGGCAAACGUAAACGACGAGGGUGAAGGAAUUGGUGUUUGUAAGACUACGAGAUGGAGCGAAUGGUCGGAAUGUUCCGCGAGCUGUGGAAUUGGAGUCUCCAUGCGAACUAGAACAUUUGUCGAUCACGCUGGAAGAAAGAAGUGUCCUCACAUAAGGACUGUUGAAAAGGAAAAAUGUAUGCAACCGGAAUGUUCACUAACAGAUAUGGAGGUACCGGAUUCUAUGUGCCCCGUGACAUCCUGGAGCGAUUGGAGUCCAUGCAGUGCUACUUGCGGUAGAGGGGUGAAAAUCCGAACCCGUCUACUGUUGGUUACGCCGGACCUUCAACAAAAAUGCUCACAGAGAGUAGAACUGAACCAACAGCGUGCUUGUACCGAGAAAGCGGAUUGUUUGUUUGAUGUGUUUACUGCCAGGGAAAUCUGUUCUCAAGCUCCAGACGUUGGUCCUUGCAGAGGGAAGUAUGAACGAUUCGCGUAUGAUGGAGGAAGAGAGCUUUGUGUGCCAUUUGUCUACGGAGGUUGUCGGGGUAAUCGAAACAAUUUCUUGACCAAUGAGGACUGCAUGCAGACCUGCCAGCGCACCAAAGAUUACGGCGAUAACCGAGAUCUUCGCCGACAGUCUUUAAUAGAAGAUCCAAGACGCUCUCCGCAACAGGAAGCCGGCUUACCGGUUGAUUGUGUUUUAUCGGACUGGACCGAGUGGAGUUCUUGUAGCGUUACCUGCGGAACAGGUCGUUCUGAAAGGUACCGAAAUGUGCUGGUUGAAGCUCGAAAUGGAGGCCAACCUUGUCCCAACAGGAUAAUAAAGCGACGAAAAUGUACUGGUCCUCCAUGCGCUUAGGCAACUUUUCAAUCUAAAGUUUGGCAUUUAGCAACACAUUUAAAAAUUAUCUGAUAGUAGUAAAAUUGACCAUAUCUGAUAAAAAUUAUUCAACUUCUGGUUAGAUUAUCGGAAGACAGUGUUUGUCGUUGAAGACAAUGUAGUUUUGGAAAAAUUGCUAUGGGACUAUAAUAAAUCAAACAUGA
Sabethes cyaneus is the source of this 2671-nucleotide messenger RNA. RefSeq names its product spondin-1 (gene fat-spondin). Bases 141 to 2486 code for a protein of 781 amino acids. Gene Ontology annotation, molecular function: serine-type endopeptidase inhibitor activity. NCBI's taxonomy places the organism in Eukaryota, Metazoa, Arthropoda, Insecta, Diptera, Culicidae. The transcript has 5 exons. The record is from RefSeq and is a predicted model, not a curated record. Gene Ontology annotation, biological process: cell adhesion. Gene Ontology annotation, cellular component: extracellular matrix.